AUGCUACACACUGUUAAGCAGGCCAGAAAUAAUAUCAUGAGCUGGAAAGCCCACCAGUUGCGCUCCGUUCACCAAUAUCAGGCCAAAUGUUCUGUUCUAGCUAAAAUGAAGAGCAAAUGCGACGUGUUACUAGCGCAGGAUUGGGCAAUGAAAUUUAUGCCACGAAAAUUUCGAGAGCCGCAAUCAGACUGGUUUGCUAAGCGCGGUUUACCAUGGCACAUAACAGUUGCUAUUAGGAAGUCGGAAGAAGGCGAGCAGUUUGAGUCUCAAACAUUCGUACAUGUCUUUCAGAACUGUUUACAAGACAGUGCUGUAGUGGUAUCGAUAAUGCAGGAUUGUCUUGUUUCGCUGAAGAAGGAAAUGCCGGAAUUAGAAAGGGCGUUUUAUAAACAAGAUAAUGCCGGCUGUUACCACAGCGGAUACACUAUCGUUUCAGCAAAAUUUGCAGGCGACAUUGCUGGCGUGGGCGUGGAACGGAACGACUUUUCCGAUCCUCAAGGUGGAAGAGGAAUAUGCGACCGCCAAGCAGCGACUAUUAAAGGAGACAUUGGAAGAUAUGUAAACGAGGGCAAUGAUGUGACAACAGCAAUUCAGCUCAAAACAGCCAUAGAGUCUGGUCCAGGAUCUUGCGCUAAGGCUAGUUACGUUACAUUCAACCCAUCAAGCACUCGGCACGUCAAAUGGGAUGGUGUAAGCUUACUCAACAACUUCAAGUAUGAGGAGAACGGAAUACGAGCGUGGAGGGCAUUUAAUGUGGGUCCUAGAAAGUUGCUACCGUGGUCUCAGUUUGAAGGAGUUUUGCAGGUCCCGGAAACUCUUGAAGUGGUUGACUUCAUUUCCCAUCGCAGAAAUUAAGUACUAAGCCAUCUUUCAAGAAGGUGAGACACAGACAUGUAUAUAAAAAAUCUGCAAGUGAUCCAAACGCAGCCAGUGAUGCCAAUAGCCGAGAACAAGAUGAUGAUGGUGAAAACGAGCAAGCCUCGCCACUUUUCCCAUGCCCCGAGGAAGGGUGCAUUAAAGCAUACAGCCGCUUUGUAUCAUUUACAAGCACAUCUAGACACGGGGAAACACAAGCGACUACCUGA
Pocillopora meandrina is the source of this 1085-nucleotide messenger RNA. The record is from the annotation of a GenBank genome assembly. Lineage: Eukaryota; Metazoa; Cnidaria; Anthozoa; Scleractinia; Pocilloporidae.